Messenger RNA from Aspergillus brunneoviolaceus CBS 621.78, 864 nucleotides. RefSeq lists its product as uncharacterized. The transcript has a single exon. Lineage: Eukaryota; Fungi; Ascomycota; Eurotiomycetes; Eurotiales; Aspergillaceae. The coding region runs from base 224 to 595 and encodes 123 amino acids. The record is from RefSeq and is a predicted model, not a curated record.
CACCUCUCAACCGUGGCCGUGGUGGUGGAUUCCCUUCGCUGCACGAGUGAGAUUGCGCACGUUCGGGGCCUGGUGGAGGCAGCCUUGCGCAUCGGAGUCAAUCUAAUCUAAACCCGCGACAAUCUCGACGCACAACCAUAAUCUCGUCUUAUAUAUACACACGAAGCUCAUCCCCGAUCGCUUUUCUGUCGCUUUGAAGCCUGUCGCAUAUUCCGAGUUCACCAUGAGGCCCUCGACAAUCGUUCUCUGUCUCGUUCCGACGAUAGCUAUCGCCGCCGAAGCCGACCGGGCGCCGUCUCCCACCCCCUCCCUACCCAAUACCACCCCGCCUGCUCCGUUACCAGAGAUUCAAAUCCGGCCCGACCACCAAGAAAACGUGCUGGAAAUCCACCCAGAGAUCCGUCAAUGGCAAGAGCGGGGGAUUCAGACGGACGAGGACCGCGCCAUCGACAGCGGACUGGGGACGCUGGCCGCCUCCGCGCGGGACACCAAGGCCCUGCGCGCUCGCAGUGAGGGCACUCUCGGACAGACGCCGUGGAUCGGAAUGGCCAUUGGAUUGACCUGUACAGCGCUGGCGGCCGUCAUGCUGGGCUGAAGGAUCGAUACCGUGGCCGCACCUGUUACCUUUGCAUACGGAGUUUCAUAAUUCUCGAUUUUACCUUUUUGACGACAUUGACCGGCAACCGCAUUGGAAUCGUUGGUCGCAAUUUUCCCACCUUGCUACGAGCGCAUCGCAUACCUUGGGUCCAAACCUCUGGCCCCUGCAUCUGAUCUGAUCUGCAGUGGACUGGUCACUUAAUACCAUGUGGAUACCGGAUACGUUCCCUGCAGGUUUCUGUUUUAUACCUUUUUCUUCUUCCGUCU